AUCCUCACUCUGUGCUGCCAGCAGGCUGACUCCCACUCCGUACUGUAGUAGUAUGGAGGGAGGGGAAAGCAAUGGAGCUAUCUUUUUCAGCUGGCUAGUUUCCUUAGCACCUGCCCUUGAAGGCCUGGAUAGAUGUGACUCAGCCCGCGUGCUCCUUCUCCGCCGACCGCCUCUCCUCUUUGUUUAGGUUUUUUACAUUUUUGACAUUUUUUCCGUCCUUGUUUUCCACGGAGAGAAGCAGGCGCUCUCCCCGGCCAGGAGGCUCAGAUGGGAGGUGCUGCUGUGCGGGGAGGCUCGUCAUGCUGAACGGAGGCAGAGAGGGCCUGUUCGAGCUGGGCAGGCAGCUCCAGAGGCAGGGGGAGCCCCAGGCCGCCCUGCACUGCUUCCUCAGCUGCCUGCUGGGGCUGACGCACGUGCAGAGCUUCCACUCGCUGCCCAACUGCCUGCACCAGAUUGCAGAACUCUUCAUCGAGGAAAAAAAUUAUGUGAAGGCACUCCAGUUCAUCCAGGCUGAGAAGAUGUUCUACGAGGUGGCGUUGCUCGAACUCACUGCUCUUCAGGGGAGCGCUGGUCCUCAGGAGACGACUUCGCUGGGAUCGGCGGGAUGGGAGUCUUCGAAGGAGCUAUCGGAGCAGGCCUCUCAAGCUCAGGACUAUGAGAGACUCGCCCAGGUGUGCAUCAUGAGCAAAAGACCACAUCUUGCUUUAGAGUACAGCGGCAAGGCCACUAAAAUCAGACAGAAAGCCUUUGGCAAUGACCACCCCAUCACAGCCAGGAGCCUGGAGCUCCUGGCGUCUGUCUAUGCUGAGAUAGGCAAGACCGAGUACACAGACUCUCUGGGCCAGUGUGUUUCGGUGCUGUCCAAGAGAUUUACUACAACGGAUACGUUCAGCGACGCACUCAAUGGCGUCCCGCCAACCCACCGGGAGAGACGCUCCGAGGUCCGACACCACCACAGGAAGGACCCCCAUCCUCAACAGGAAGUCUCCAAGCACAAGACCAGCAGCUGUAAAAUCCCCACCUCCAUUUUGAAGAGGCCCAACUGCAGUAGUGUGGACUCCGAGCUGACAUACCGGCGGAAACCAGAGCGACACGUUCGCUUCAGGGAGCCAGAACUUACUGUACAUGACAUUCCAAACUAUGACUAUUUAGUAGCAUACGACGCAUCCCCAAGCCGCCCCCACCUGGCCCUCAUCACCUGCCUGUUCCUGCUGCUCUCCGUCCUCGGGGUGGUGCUGUACUGCUCAGACCGCAGGCGGCCACAGCGUGUGUGUGAGGAGCUGGAGGGCGUGUUGGCCGUUUACCUGCUGCAGAUGAAGCAGGUGGUGUGGGGCUGCUGGAUAUGGUUAACCAUGCAGUGACAGAGGCCAGCCAUAGGUGGAGCUCUAGAGCGCUUCUUCCACCGCUUUGCAAGUCUUCACAUGGUCGUUGCCUCUUACACAAGCAUUGCAUCCUCACUGUUUAGUUACGGUGCUGAAACACGCAUCCUAAAAUCUAGCACUGCGCUUACUUAUACUGAUAUAUAGACGUAUGUUAUCAGCGUCAUGUAGCACUCACCCAGCUGUGUAAAUAAUUUUAGGUCAUUUGAAUGCCUUGUUUAUGUUAUUCAGGUCUUUAGCACCUUUGUAACGUGGCCAGUUUUCUCACCAUAAUCUCUUGUACAUUUUAGGGUACCAUCAAUGUGGGUGAAUGUUUCCAUGGCAUCCAAAAUAUUUUAUUACAAUUAAAUGUGUUACAUUCACAUUUUAAUAUUUGAAAAAAAUUACAGGCCUUCAAUACAGUUUAGCAUACAGAUAAAGUAAUGAAAGGCCAAUCACAAAAUUGACAUUGUUAAUGCAAAUAGAGCAGUGGUCUCCAACCCUGGUCCUGGAGAGCUACAGGGUAUACUGGUUUUCAUAGUGACUCUGCACUUCAUGAAUCAAUUACAGCAGUUGAUUACAUAGUUAACUCAACUCACCUGGU
Anguilla anguilla (European eel) is the source of this 1962-nucleotide messenger RNA. RefSeq names its product chromosome 1 C14orf180 homolog (gene c1h14orf180). The coding region runs from base 300 to 1361 and encodes 353 amino acids. The record is from RefSeq and is a predicted model, not a curated record. Gene Ontology annotation, cellular component: transport vesicle; plasma membrane; trans-Golgi network. Gene Ontology annotation, biological process: positive regulation of Golgi to plasma membrane protein transport. Gene Ontology annotation, molecular function: connexin binding. Lineage: Eukaryota; Metazoa; Chordata; Actinopteri; Anguilliformes; Anguillidae. The transcript is spliced from 10 exons.